AAAGCAUCACACACUGAACUCUUGUACGUACUCAUUCUGUGAAUUAUACCAUGCAACAAUUUUUUUAAAAUAAAAACUCGUUAUUUCUUUUAGUCAACCACCUUGGUUGUUAUCGACGACGAAAGUAACAUCUGAGGUUGGAAACAAACAUGGCAUCGACAGCGGUGGAAGAACCUGUAACAUGGGGAGAUGGAGAGGAAGGCUUGGGGGAGGAGGUCCUCCGAAUGUCAACAGAUGAACUCGUUAGUAGGACGAGGCUUUUGGAUAAUGAAAUAAAAAUAAUGAAGAGUGAAGUGAUGAGGAUAUCUCAUGAACUUCAAGCACAAAACGAAAAAAUUAAAGAAAAUACUGAGAAAAUAAAAGUUAACAAAACACUUCCCUACCUUGUAUCAAAUGUUAUAGAGCUGUUAGAUGUUGAUCCUCAGGAUCAGGGGGAAGAAGAUGGGGCAGUUGUUGACCUUGAUUCACAGAGGAAAGGAAAAUGUGCUGUAAUAAAAACAUCAACAAGACAGACCUAUUUCCUGCCUGUUAUUGGACUAGUUGAUGCAGAACGUCUAAAACCUGGUGACUUGGUUGGUGUAAAUAAGGACUCUUACCUAAUUCUUGAGACAUUGCCUGCAGAAUAUGAUGCCAGAGUUAAAGCUAUGGAAGUUGAUGAAAGACCUACAGAACAGUACUCUGAUAUAGGAGGACUUGACAAACAGAUUCAAGAGUUAAUUGAAGCGGUGGUACUGCCAAUGACACACAAGGAAAGGUUUGAGAACCUUGGGAUACAGCCUCCGAAAGGCGUUCUGUUAUAUGGUCCACCUGGAACAGGUAAGACACUGUUGGCACGAGCUUGUGCUGCACAGACAAAAUCAACAUUCUUGAAGCUUGCUGGACCACAGCUUGUACAGAUGUUCAUUGGAGAUGGUGCUAAACUUGUACGUGAUGCAUUUGCCCUUGCCAAAGAGAAGGCACCAGCAAUAAUAUUUAUUGAUGAAUUGGAUGCUAUUGGCACAAAAAGAUUUGAUUCAGAAAAGGCUGGUGAUAGAGAAGUACAAAGAACUAUGCUGGAAUUGUUGAACCAGCUUGAUGGAUUCAGUUCUACUGCAGACAUUAAGGUUAUUGCUGCUACCAAUCGUGUAGACAUUUUGGAUCCUGCACUUCUGCGAUCUGGUCGGUUAGAUAGGAAAAUAGAAUUUCCACAUCCAAAUGAAGAAGCCAGGGCUCGAAUUAUGCAGAUACACUCUCGUAAGAUGAAUGUCAGUAAAGAUGUAAAUUUUGAGGAGUUGUCACGCUCGACUGAUGAUUUCAAUGGAGCACAGUGCAAAGCGGUUUGUGUUGAAGCUGGAAUGAUUGCAUUGAGAAGGAAUGCACUGACUGUCACUCACGAAGACUUCAUGGAUGCUAUACUGGAAGUCCAAGCCAAGAAGAAAGCUAAUCUUAAUUACUAUGCGUAAAUGUUUUGUGUUUCACAUUAAUCUGAGACACUAAUGUAUGAACAGUUUACUGUGGUAAAUAAAUUAUGUAAUUCUGUAGUAGUAUGAA
Schistocerca serialis cubense is the source of this 1530-nucleotide messenger RNA. RefSeq names its product 26S proteasome regulatory subunit 6A-B (gene Rpt5). Gene Ontology annotation, biological process: proteasome-mediated ubiquitin-dependent protein catabolic process. Gene Ontology annotation, cellular component: proteasome regulatory particle, base subcomplex. The record is from RefSeq and is a predicted model, not a curated record. Gene Ontology annotation, molecular function: ATP binding; proteasome-activating activity; ATP hydrolysis activity. The coding region runs from base 150 to 1442 and encodes 430 amino acids. Lineage: Eukaryota; Metazoa; Arthropoda; Insecta; Orthoptera; Acrididae. The transcript is spliced from 8 exons.